Molecule: messenger RNA, 1749 nt
Organism: Penicillium angulare
Lineage: Eukaryota; Fungi; Ascomycota; Eurotiomycetes; Eurotiales; Aspergillaceae
Product: carotenoid oxygenase family protein
Exons: 2
Coding region: 1-1749 (582 amino acids)
Biological process (GO): carotene catabolic process
Molecular function (GO): carotenoid dioxygenase activity
Source: RefSeq, a predicted model, not a curated record
AUGUCGUCUUUGACAGCAACAGAAACUAUCCCUGUCAAAUCUAAUGACUUAGAUAUUACAGAGAAGCACUGGAACAAUUGGCCUAAUGAAAAAGGCUUUGAUCCCGAAUACGAACAGCCCACGCCAGUUGAGCUCUCUGUAUCGGGUCAUAUCCCAGCUUAUGCUGCUGGAACACUUUAUAGAACUGGCCCAGGCAGCAGUCAAGUGAAGAAAGAUGACGGGCAACUCUUCCAGAUGUCGCACUGGUUCGAUGGCUUCGCCCAAACACACCGUUUCCAAAUAAUUUCAUCGAAUGAGAACGAUGCUACAAUCAAAGUCCUAUACAACUCUCGUUUCUCGUGCGAUUCUAUGAUUGAGAACAUCAAAAAAACCGGAAACUUGCAAAGCCUUGGGUUCGGGCAAAAACGUGACCCUUGCAAGACGGUCUUCAACAAAGUUCAAACUGAAUUUGAACCACCACUGGCAAGCGACCAGCCAUCAAGCGAUCAACAGUCAAGCGACCAACCACCUGACCCUGCCUUGUACAAUGUUAGCGUGACUCUCUCCGUCAAUAUGCCUGGCUUGAAGAAUUCGUCGGAAAACGAGGAUCAACCAACCCAGCGCUGGGCUGAUUCAAAGGGAGUCCAGAGCUUGUGGGCAAAGACGGACCACAAUGUAUUUAAGCAACUGCACCCGGAGACACUGGAGCCAAUCAGACUUGCCACACAAGCCAAUCUUCAUCCGGAUCUAGAAGGUCGAAAGACGGCUUCACACGCCCGCUCUGAUCCCGUAACGGGGGAUGUCUAUAAUUACAAUCUCACUUUAGAUUCAACCAGCAUUUACCGGGUCUUCCACAUCUCAGCUUCCACCGGAGAGACAACGAUCCUGGCCAUUUUCUCUGGAAUACCUUCAUACAUCCACUCUCUCAAUAUUUCCGAAAACUUCGUUAUACUAUGUGUAUGGAAUGCGCAUAUAAAUUGCGAGGAGCAUGAUGAUGGAUCUUUUAUAGACUCGAUCAUACCUACAGAUCCGACCCAGCCGGCGACAUGGUACAUAAUCGAUCGCAAAGGAAGUCGAGGUCUUGUCGCAACAUAUGAAAGUCCAGCAUUCUUUGCGUUCCAUACUAUCGGCGCUUACGAAGAACCAUCCAAGGAGGAUCCAACCAAUGUCGAUAUUGUUGCGGAUCUCGUUCGCAUCGACAGCUCCGAAUUCAUCAAAAACUCCCUAUACGAGAAUCUAAAGUCAUCUCUAUCUACUGCCAAGGCAUUUAUAGAGAACAAAGACCUUCUAUGCAGCACAUUCUCACGAUUCCGUCUUCCGGCUCUCCCUUCGAAUCUUAACUCUGAACCCCUCGAGGCAACAUUGGAAUGGUCUGCGUGCAAGGCUCACUCGCCGGAAUUGCCAACAAUGAACCCCAAAUACGUGACUCGGAAGUACCGGUACAUGUACGCUGUCGGAUUUGGAUCUGUCUCAACUUUCACAAGUUCAAUCGUCAAAUUUGAUAUAGAUACCCAGAAAGAUCUUGUAUGGUCGGUCCAUGGCCACUCACCCGGAGAGCCAAUUUUUGUACCAAACCCAAGCGGUGAAAAGGAGGAUGACGGUGUACUCCUCAGUGUGGUACUGGAUGGUUUCAAGGGCACUAGUUAUCUUCUCUGUCUUGAUGCUCAAACACUGAAUGAGCUCGGCAGGGCUAAUGUCAAUGGGGCGGUUGGUUUCGGAUUUCAUGGACAGCAUGUUCCAAGCGUGGGUUUGCCUACUGGAGAUUACUGA